Messenger RNA from Penicillium vulpinum, 918 nucleotides. RefSeq lists its product as uncharacterized. Lineage: Eukaryota; Fungi; Ascomycota; Eurotiomycetes; Eurotiales; Aspergillaceae. The transcript has a single exon. The record is from RefSeq and is a predicted model, not a curated record. The coding region runs from base 1 to 918 and encodes 305 amino acids.
AUGUCCGUCGAAAAUUUCUCGCGUCUCCCAUUUCACGGGUGCAACUUCUUGGAGAGUCUGCCUUCAUCCAUCCCAAGAUAUCAAUAUGUGGGAAUACAGCAGUUCCACAACAUUAUCAAUAUUGAAUUCGAUCGUCUAAUCGAUGAUAUCGCUAUUAGCUCUCAAGAAUUUAAUCAACAGAAAAAGGGAAAGAACGAUCAACAACUUGACAACAAUAUCCUACAACACACGGACCAUACUCUGAAUACUCAGAAACAUGGCAGCAGCAGAAAACCCAAAAAUCACCAACCUGCAGACGAGUUUGUGCUAUUCACAAUUGACAGCGAUUCUCUUAAGAGAGAUUUCCUUGAUUCACAUACACUGAAUUCAUAUAUCGACUCUUUCGACAUCAAAAAUGAACUACUUUUAGUCAAAAUGGCUUCGACUAUUCACUCCAAUGCCAUCGGAGAGAUAAGCAGAGCUAUCGAUAAGGCCCUGGAACAUAUAGGCCUUGCUGAUCAGGUCAAGCGUUUUGAAGGUGCCGUGAUCCGCGGUGCAGAUGAAAACGGUCAAGGCAAAGGCAAAGUUGGAGACCAUGGGUGGGGUCUCCAAACCCCACCGGCAGGCUUCCCCGACAAGCCAACUGUCACCCUAACGGUAGCUUACUCUGAGUCGGAGAAGAAGCUGAGAUCCGACGUGGAGUUUUGGCUAAAUCCAGACCAAGGGUGCGCUAAUACGACUCUAACACUUCGGAUCGACAAAACAAGUCCUUUUCUCAUCUUCAGCAACUGGCAGAAGGCCAAACUCGUGACCAGACAUUCUACACACUGGAAAGGCAUUGAAAAGGUCCAGACAAUUAUCAUCACAAUGGGCGAUGACGGAGAGGUCACAGUCAGCGGUCACCCUUUAGUGAUCCCAUUCGAAUUGUUUUUCCGAUGA